AUGAGUUCUAAAUUCAAUGGCAUGAAUCCAGGCGUGGAUAAGCAUCAUAAAAAGACGUCUGAUAUAUCCUAUGUAAAAUCGAUCGGUUUCGAUAAUCAAUUUCAUGCAAAGACAGGCACAAUUGAAAGGCGAGCACGUUUUUGUCUUGUUUCAAUUGUGGAAUCAAAAUCUAAUGAACUACAUAAAUAUUUACAAGAACGACAAAAGAUGAUAAAUAAAUUUAAUAAUCUUCUAGCAAAACGCUUGCAAGCUGACGAAAAUCUUUCAUUGGAUUCGUUUAAACUGCUACGACAAUUAGGCGAAGGAGGUUAUGGAACCGUUUUUCUUGCUUAUCAUGCAGAUAGAAAUGAAUAUGUUGCAUUGAAAGCCAUUAGAAAAUCUACAUUAGUUGAAACAAAUGAACAAAAUACAAUUAUUUCUGAAAGACAAUACGCAUUUGCAUUGAAUCAUCCAAAUAUUGUUCAACUUGUAACAAGUUUUAAAGAUAAUGAGUAUGUUUAUUUAGCGUUUGAACUUUUACAUGGCGGAGAUUUAUAUUCACUAAUGGCUUAUCAAAAAUUAACGGAACUUCAAGCGAAAUUUUAUUCAGCUCAGAUCGUGCUGACUCUUGAUUAUUUGCACAGGUGCAAAGUAGUCUUUCGUGAUCUAAAACCUGAAAAUAUCGUCUUGACACAACGUGGCUAUAUUAAACUAAUCGAUCUUGGCUUGGCAAAAAUUAUUCGCGGUUAUACACCUGAGAUCAUCAUGCAUCAGCCAUAUACAAUAUCACCUGAUUAUUGGACAUUGGGCAUCGUUAUUCAUGAAUUAGUGACUGGUGAUGCGCCCUUCGAUCGAACAUACAGAAUAGGUUCAAAUACAAAUGAUAGCGAAUCAAUCGAAUACGAAUAUGAUUUUCGAUCGAAGAGUACUAUCGAAAAUCAUAUAUCGAAUAUUAUCCAUUCGUCAUCAAAGCAUUACAACAUGUAA
Rotaria socialis is the source of this 966-nucleotide messenger RNA. NCBI's taxonomy places the organism in Eukaryota, Metazoa, Rotifera, Eurotatoria, Philodinida, Philodinidae. The record is from the annotation of a GenBank genome assembly.